Molecule: messenger RNA, 3860 nt
Organism: Cheilinus undulatus (humphead wrasse)
Lineage: Eukaryota; Metazoa; Chordata; Actinopteri; Labriformes; Labridae
Gene: rxfp2a
Product: relaxin family peptide receptor 2a
Exons: 20
Coding region: 224-2470 (748 amino acids)
Biological process (GO): G protein-coupled receptor signaling pathway
Cellular component (GO): membrane
Molecular function (GO): protein binding; G protein-coupled receptor activity
Source: RefSeq, a predicted model, not a curated record
AGGAGGACAGGAGGGAAAGCAUGCAUCUAUAUUUUUAUGCACCGGCUUUAUCCCCACUUUCCAUGCUCUUGCACAGCUGAUUGAACCUUAGUUUGUAUCCCAGCAUGCUCCAAUGUGUUAUACUGACCAGAACUUCUGUCUGAGUUGUCUGUGAAUUGGCACGUUUUCCUACAGUGGAUUACUCAGAGGCAUCACAUGUGAAUUGAUCUGGGCGCAGGAAACCAUGCGAGCCUUUAUGAUGGAUUUACCUGUCAUCAUUCUGCUCCACCUGACCCUCAUGGAGAUUCAAGCAUCCCUGGCCAGCAGGGUGUCACCGGCAUCUGGAUGCCCCCUCGGCCAGUUCCCAUGUGGAAACAUGAGCGAGUGCCUCCCACAGGCUUUGCAGUGCAAUGGACACCAAGACUGUCCCAACGGAGCUGAUGAGCGGCGCUGUGGAGACAACGCCGGAUGGGCGGACUUGUUUGGUCAAACACUAGAGAAUACCAGUCCAGUGGAGCACUACUUCCUGGAUGAGUGUUUACUGCAGGAGUAUCCAGAGAGUUGUGCCUGCACAAACACAGACGUGGAGUGUGUGGAGGUCAGCCUGCAGGAUGUUCCUUCAAUCUCUCCAAACGUCACCUGGCUGUCACUAAGGAGCAAUGAGAUCCAAGUGUUGUCUGAUUUUGUCUUCUCUGAAUACUCUGCCCUUGAGAGACUAUUCCUCCAAAACAACAGCCUGCAGUUCAUAUCCCAGCACGCCUUCAGUGGUCUGUACAACUUAAAGAGGCUAUUUCUCAGUGAGAACUUGAUAUCCUCACUCAGUCCUGGUGUGUUCAGGGAUCUCCAUCAGCUAGAAUGGCUGAUGUUGGAUCAUAACCCAUUGAGCAUCUUGUCCCAGGAUACUUUCAUUGGACUCCAGUCUCUCAUGUACCUAUCCAUGGUGGAUACUUUAUUGCAACAGCUUCCUCAUCCGAGCUUCUGCCAACACAUGCCUGCCCUGGACUGGCUGGAUCUAGAGGGAAACCAGAUUCAAACUCUCAACUUCUCUAUCUUAAAGACCUGCAGCAAGCUGGAAGUCCUGUUACUGAUGGACAACAGGAUCAGAAAAGUUCCUGAAAACACUUUCCAGUCUCUGUGGAAACUGGCUGAACUGAAUCUUUCCAGUAACCGGAUAAGGGAGCUGCCAAGAAACACCUUUAAGAGCCUCUCUAAGUCGCUCCUGAAACUAAAUAUUUCCCAUAACCCUCUUGUCCACAUUCACCCCAGCCACUUCCGCCACCUGACACAGCUUCAAUCUCUGGCGUUGGAGGGCAUAGAGAUCCCAGAUAUUCAGACCACAAUGUUCCUUCCUAUGAAGAACCUCUCCCACAUUUACUUCAAGACAUUCCAGUACUGCUCAUAUGCUCCUCAUGUCAGGUCCUGUAAGCCCAACACAGAUGGGAUCUCGUCCUUUGAGGACCUGCUGGCUAACAUGGUUCUACGGGUGUCCGUCUGGGUCAUUGCGUUUAUUACCUGCUUUGGAAAUCUUUUAGUCAUUGGUAUGCGGUCGCUGAUCCGAGCUGAGAACAACCUGCACGCUGCCUGCAUAAAAGUCCUCUGCUGCGCAGACUGCCUCAUGGGCGUCUACCUGUUUUUUGUUGGAGUGUUUGAUGUGAAGUUUCGUGGGCAGUACAAUCGUAACGCUCUGCUGUGGAUGGAGAGCGUGGAGUGUCGGACCAUUGGAUUUUUGGCCAUGCUUUCCACAGAGGUGUCUGUUCUCCUCUUGACCUACCUGACUCUGGAGAAGUUUCUGGUCAUUGUUUUCCCCUUCAGCAAUCUGCGUCCAAGCAAACUUCAGACUGGGGUGGUGCUGGCCUCUAUCUGGCUGCUGGGGUUAACUAUCGCUGCCGUGCCUCUCAUGAAUGAAGACGUGUUUGGUAAUUACUACGGCCGUAAUGGUGUGUGCUUCCCCCUGCACUCUGACAGGCAAGAAAAAGCUGCCGCCAAAGGAUAUUCAACAGGGAUUUUUCUGGGUUUGAACAUGGUGGCAUUUCUGGUGAUCGUCCUCUCCUACUCCAGCAUGUUCUACUCCAUCUAUAAAACUGGCAUUAAUGCCACAGACCUGAGAAGCAGACUGCACAGAGAUGUGGCAGUGGCAAACAGGUUUUUCUUCAUAGUGUUCUCUGACGCCCUCUGCUGGAUCCCUAUAUUUUUGGUGAAAGUCCUCUCGUUGUUGGAGGUGGAGAUACCUGGUACCAUCUCCAGCUGGGUCGUCAUCUUCAUUCUCCCCAUCAACAGCGCCUUGAACCCCAUCCUGUACACCUUAACCACCAGUUUCUUCAGAGAGCAGGUAGAACUCUUACUCUGUAGAUGGCAGAGACACACUUUGAAAAAAGAUCGUAAAAGCCUUACCUCCUCCACCAUCUUCAUGGAGACAACACGGGCUCCUUCAUAUCAGCCAUCAUACCUCCAGCAGGUGUCACUGACUUGUCCAGACCCUCGCUACGCCUAAGAAGGGAACUUUUCCCAUUAUGCUAUGGUCCAGGCACCUGCAGCUGGUUAUUCAAAAGGCCUUUAACAGGUUGUAGUAAGCACAGCCUACGUAUGAAACUGUUUAAACUUUAUAUUUCUUCCUCAAACACAGGAUAACCUUUGGAGGACCUUCUCAGUCAUGUAAAUAUGGACACAAGGAGCACCAGAUCAAACCCCCAACCUGAUGACUGGUGGAUAACAAUCUGCACAACUGAGCUAAAGUGAUGCAUAUCAUACUUACAUCUGAGGAUGGUUCUAAGCAUAAAUGCUUUUUGCAAAAAGAAAAAAAAAAGGUCUUGGGCUUUAAAAAAAAAGGCAGCUUUCAAACAUGAAUGUAGUGCUAUGAUUUGAUAAGUGAAUUCAUAUUUAAAAUUCAAGUGCCAAAAUUCUGCUUGUUUCUAUUCAUCUAUAUCAUGUAUUUUUUUAUGUUUUCCAAAAAAUGCAUAGCAUUUAUUAUACACUCCACCCUCCCUCUGUAUUUCUGCUUCUUUGUUGUCUCAUCUUCUCUUCCUGGUUAUUUCUCCCUCCAGUAUUCAUCCAUUUUCCGACCUGAUUAGAUUUCCCUCUCAAAUAUCUCUUUUCAGGGUAUCCCACACAGAGAAAUGUAAAUGACGUGCAAUAAUAGGGUGCAUUUGCAUUUUAGCACAGUUUGAUCAUUCAAAUUAUUCAAAUGCCACAGCCACAGUUUAAUUCAUGAAGCAAGACUAAGAAUAAAGAGUUUAAUGAAAUAUUCAAGGGAUGAUUUUGACACUAAUUAAGUUAUGACAAUUAAAAUAGGUGCAGAUUAAAAUGACAUUACUAACUGGGUCUUUACUUUUGAAGAAAAUCAAAUGAUGUGUAGCUGCCUUGUGGGUUGAAAUUAAUUAAGGCAACAUUAUAAAUACAUAUUUAAGACACUAUGGAUGUUUUUGAGCUUUUGAAAAUCCCUUUAUAAAAAAUGUGUCAUCUAUCAACCAGUGGAAGAGAAGUAUAGGACUAAAAUUAAACCAUUGACAAUCAAAUGUUUUGUAUCAGUUUUGUGUGAUAACAAAUGCCUAUUAAAGUCAAUUUGUUAUGCUGCUCUGAUAUAAUGACAUUAUCUGAAAUAUUUCUUGGGUAGAGAACAUUCAGUAUAACCCACCUGCAUGCCUGAUAUGUGCUCCCUUUAUUUCUUAAUCUGAACCUCUAUGAAUGAAUAUGAAUACAUCAUUAAUUUGUUUGCUGUAAUGCUAGACAUCAGAUUGACUGUUCUUUAUUCAUAGUUUUUAAUACUGAUAUUUGCUUUCAUUUUGCUGCCUUCAGGUUAUAGUGAAAGACAAUCAUUGAGAACUUGCAUAAUGAUGGAAAGGGAACAAAAUAAACUUAGCACAAAAAGUAAGGAAAUUUGUGUU